Messenger RNA from Hyposmocoma kahamanoa, 1205 nucleotides. It is a transcript of the gene MsrA, whose product is annotated as peptide methionine sulfoxide reductase. Bases 159 to 860 code for a protein of 233 amino acids. The record is from RefSeq and is a predicted model, not a curated record. Gene Ontology annotation, molecular function: peptide-methionine (S)-S-oxide reductase activity. Lineage: Eukaryota; Metazoa; Arthropoda; Insecta; Lepidoptera; Cosmopterigidae. The transcript is spliced from 5 exons.
GUGUUUGCCGGACCGCCACAGCUGGUAGACGUGUCGCGGCCCACUCUGUCUGCAUUCCCUCACGAUCUUAACUACGCUACAAUUUAUAAAAGAAAAACAAUUUUGUAUUUUUUUCAUUCAAGACUUAGGAGGACAGCUGCCGGUUACCUUCUUUGUGCAUGCUGAACGUAAUAAGGAAAUUCUGGACGAUGAAGCCACCGGUGAAUGCUGCCCUGCUGCAUGAUGUCGAUGUCCCAACGAAAAAAGCUACCUUCGGCAUGGGCUGCUUUUGGUCCAACGACUCCCUCUUUGGCGCUACUCGUGGCGUGAUACGCACUCGCGUCGGGUACUCUGGAGGUACAACUAAGAAUCCACAUUAUAGAAAUAUUGGUGACCACACAGAAGUGAUCGAGCUUGACUUUGACCCAAAGACAGUCACGUAUGUAGAUCUUCUGGACAUGUUCUGGGACAAUCACGAGUAUGGACUUACUACGAAGCUAAAGAGACAGUAUCAAUCCAUGAUUCUGUACCACGACGAGGAGCAGCGCGAGGCAGCCGAGGCAUCUUACAAGAAAAUGCAAGUACGCUGCAAUGGCCAGUUGAGAACGGAGAUCGCCCCUGCAGGAAUAUUUUAUUCCGCUGAAGAUUACCACCAAAAGUAUCGCCUUCAAGGUCACAAGGAUCUAUGCCGUAGUAUCGGCCUGGAUUCGGCUAAGCUCCAGACGUCGCACCUCGCAGCACGACUCAACGGCUAUUUAGUAGGAGUCGGCGGCAAAUCGCAGUUCGAAGAGGAAGUCGGCAAAUUAGGACUAAAUGAGAAACAGGCAGAUUACGUUAGACGAGAGCUCGAGCGCAAUGAGGGUGGUGGUUUGGCGUGCUAGCUGCAUUCCCGUAAGGGGGAAGAUUUGCGUUGUAUUAUCCUUUAAUCUUAGUGAUCAUUACAUGAUUAGUUAUGCAAAAACACAUACAAAUAGUUAAAAGCCUUUACACAUAUUUUUUAGUGUUUUGUUAAUUGUUUUGGAACUGCUAUUGUAGCCUAUUCUUUGGAUCUUAAUUACGUAUGUUUGUUUUUCAAACUAAUCCAACAUUUCCGACCUUUUGUAGGUUGACCAUUAGGUCACGGGUGGUCAAAGUCAAAGUCAAAGAUUAUUUAUUCCAUAGGUAAAAUAAAUUUACACCUGAAAACGUCACAUUUAAGCUACUGCUCGUUCACUACGCUGACCUCC